Molecule: messenger RNA, 4034 nt
Organism: Medioppia subpectinata
Lineage: Eukaryota; Metazoa; Arthropoda; Arachnida; Sarcoptiformes; Oppiidae
Source: the annotation of a GenBank genome assembly
UGGCCGCCGAAUGGCCCGCAACUACUAAUUAUCUAUAUUUGACUUAUAAUGCGUGCAAUACUGACAUUGAGUGCAGUAGCGGAGGAGUUAUGGUUUUAGGCAGUGGUGUCUAUCGUAUUGGCUCUUCAGUCGAGUUCGACUGCUGUGCCGUUGGAUGUGUUCAGGAACUCAAAAAGAUGAACAAAACAACAAUUAUGGUCAACUGUAACCCCGAGACUGUGAGCACAGACUAUGAUAUGUGUGACCGACUAUAUUUCGAAGAAAUCUCUUUUGAGACAGUUAUGGAGAUCUACGACAUCGAAGCACCGGAAGGAAUAAUCCUAAGUAUGGGCGGACAACUGCCUAAUAAUAUAGCUAUGGAUUUAUUCGGACAAAAAGUGCGAAUAUUAGGCACUUCUCCCGAAUCGAUAGAUAACGCCGAAAAUAGAUUCAAAUUUUCCCGAUUAUUGGACAGUAAAGAAAUCGGUCAACCGGUUUGGGAACUCGUCUCUGAUAUCGAAACGGCCAAAAAAUUUUGUCUAAAGAACGGAUAUCCGUGUAUUGUUCGGCCGUCAUAUGUCCUCUCGGGUGCGGCCAUGAAUGUCGCCAAUUCUGCCAGAAAUUUGGAAAACUAUUUGAAAGAAGCGACGGCUGUUUGUAACGAACAUCCGGUGGUUAUAUCGAAAUUCAUAACCGAAGCAAAAGAGAUAGAUGUGGACGCAGUGGCACAAGACGGACAACUCAUAUGUAUGGCUGUGUCAGAGCACGUGGAGAACGCUGGCGUCCAUUCGGGUGACGCCACUCUUGUCACUCCACCGCAAGACUUGACGAGCAAAACGUUGGCCAACAUUAGGAAGAUAUGCGAAGCUAUUGGCAAAGAGCUGUUAGUGAACGGACCCUAUAAUAUGCAACUCAUCGCUAAGAACGACGACUUGCAAGUGAUUGAAUGCAAUCUCAGAAUCUCCCGAUCCUUUCCAUUCGUGUCGAAGACAUUGGACUGCGAUUUGGUUGCUUUGGCCACAAGAGUUAUUAUGGGAGUUAAAGUGACGCCAAUUGAUCCAAUCCCUGGAAACGAGUCUCGAAAUAGUUUUUAUAACUCCAAAAGAGUUGGCGUAAAAGUACCCCAAUUCUCGUUCUCACGACUCAGCGGAGCAGACGUGACGCUCGGCGUAGAGAUGGCCAGCACUGGAGAAGUGGCCUGUUUUGGAGAGAAUAGAUACGAAGCAUAUCUAAAGGCAAUGCUUUCCACUGGUUUUCGUAUCCCUAUUAAGAAGAGGGCAUUGCUUUCCAUUGGACAGCACCGACAAAAAGAGGAACUCUUGCCCAGCAUUAGAACUUUAGCCAAAAUGGGAUUUAAAUUGUUUGGAAGUUUAGGAACCGCUGAUUUCUAUAACGAAAAGGGCAUUGAAGUGGAAGCGGUUGAAUGGCCUUUCGAUGAUGAGGACAAAGGAAGUCGACUCAAUGAUAUCGCGCAAUACCUGUCCACUAAAGAGUUUGAUUUAGUGAUCAAUUUGCCGAUGAGAAACACAGGCGCCAGAAGAGUGUCGACAAUCGGUUAUUACGCGCGAAGGUUUGCAGUCGAUUAUUCGGUGCCACUUAUAUCGGACGUGAAGUGCACUAAACUAUUAGUUCAGGCGUUGAGACUAAUUGAUGGCAGACCUGCCGUCAAGACUCACAUCGAUUGCUUGACCGCCAGAAAGAUUGUGCGACUGCCGGGUCUUAUAGACAUUCACGUACACCUCAGAGAACCGGGCGAUAGUCAUAAGGAGGACUGUUAUUGCUUGACCGCCAGAAAGAUUGUGCGACUGCCGGGUCUUAUAGACAUUCACGUACACCUCAGAGAACCGGGCGAUAGUCAUAAGGAGGACUGGCAAAGUGGGACGGGAGCGGCACUCGCCGGUGGAUUCACUUUGAUUGGAGUCGUGAGUUAUAAUUACACCAAUAUAUUUGUUAAGUUGUAUUCAUAUUAUAUGCCGAAUACAAAGCCUUCGAUCACUAACGCAGACAACUAUACACUUGUGUCCGAUUUGGCCGCAACCGGCGCUAAAUGCGAUUACGGGUUGUAUUUGGCGGCCACGGCUGACAAUUCGGAACUUGUGGCCAAAUUAGCUCAAAAUCAACGCGUCUUUGCAUUGAAAAUAAUAUAUUGCUUGACCGCCAGAAAGAUUGUGCGACUGCCGGGUCUUAUAGACAUUCACGUACACCUCAGAGAACCGGGCGAUAGUCAUAAGGAGGACUGGCAAAGCGGGACGGGAGCGGCACUCGCCGGUGGAUUCACUUUGAUUGGAGUCGUGAGUUAUAAUUACACCAAUAUAUUUGUUAAGUUGUAUUCAUAUUAUAUGCCGAAUACAAAGCCUUCGAUCACUAACGCAGAGAACUAUACACUUGUGUCCGAUUUGGCCGCAACCGGCGCUAAAUGCGAUUACGGGUUGUAUUUGGCGGCAACGGCUGACAAUUCUGAACUCGUGGCCAAAUUAGCUCAAAAUCAACGCGUCUUUGCAUUGAAAAUGUAUUUAAAUAAUACUUUUGGAGACUUAUGUUUGCCUGAUAUGACUGAUUGGAUAAAACAUUUGCAAAAUUGGCCAAAGAAUAUACCCAUUUGUGCCCACGCGGAGAGACAGACAACUGCUGCCAUCAUAUCAUUGGCCCAUCUCUACGACCAACCAAUACAUAUCUGUCACGUGGCGCGAGAAGAAGAGAUUCUCGUGAUUAAAGCUGCCAAAGAGAAAGGCGUGAAAGUGACGUGUGAAGUGUCACCACAUCAUCUGUUCCUUAGCGAAGAAGACAUCCCCAAAAUGGGUGGUCAGCACCGAUCCACUGUCAAGCCCUGCUUAGUGUCACUUAGAGAUCAAAAGGCAUUAUGGGAUAACUUGAAUGUAAUCGAUAUCUUCGCCUCAGACCACGCGCCACAUCUCAGCUCCGAAAAAGUUGGACCAAAUUCUCCGCCGGGUUUUCCAGGCCUCGAGACAACUCUUCCACUCCUAUUAACAGCCGUUAAAGAGAACAGAUUAUCGAUUAAUGAUUUGAUGAAAAAGUUGUAUUGGAAUCCAAAAAAGAUAUUCAAUAUUCCGGACCAAAAGGACACUUAUAUUGAAGUGGAUUUAGACGAAGAGUGGACAAUACCCGAAGCGAUGCCCUUUUCAAAGGCCGGUUGGACUCCAUUUGCGGGAAGAAGUGUUUUCGGAAGAGUUCGGAGAGUUAUUCUUCGAAAUGAAGUGGUGUUCGUUGACGGAAGAGUCUUAGUGUCGGCCGGUUUUGGACACAAUAUUUUCAGUUCAAAUCUUCCCGUAUCUCAAGUAUCUCUGAGUUCAACACAAACUGAGACAACAAUUGGUUUUGAUUUAAUGGAAAGCAAUGCAACCGAUGAAAGGAUAACAGAAGGAAAUGACAAACGAAUACAACAGACAACAGAAAUAUAUUCAGAAAUGUUUAAAGAACUGGGAAUUCCUUCACAAACACAGGUUCUUAAACCACUUUCAGUAUUACUCAACAGUCCGUCAUCUGGUGUUCGGUUGAGUGCAGCGCUCUCUCCGGUGCCGCCGACCGGUCAGCAAAAUCUUUACGGUCAGCACAUAUUGUCGAUCGACGACUUCAAUAGAGAACAAAUGCACGAGUUAUUCAAUUUGGCCCAUAAAAUGAGAUUAUGUGUCGUUAAUGACCGGCCGUUAGAAAGAGACAACAAUCAGAUCAUUCAUUUAACCGAUAUAUUGAAGGGCAAAGUCAUGGCUUCGAUCUUCUAUGAGGUGAGCACAAGAACGAGCUGUUCGUUUGCGGCAGCGAUGCAACGAUUGGGCGGAUCUGUUAUAUACCUCAACGAAGAGUCCUCUUCAGUGAAAAAAGGCGAAUCUCUUGAGGAUUCAGUUUAUGUGAUGUCUAAUUACAGCGAUGUAGUUGUGUUGAGACAUCCACAGAAAGGAGCCGUAUAUAGAGUGGCGCACUCAAGAAAGUGGACCAAACCUAUCAUCAAUGCUGGCGAUGGUGUGGGAGAACACCCGACACAAGCAUUGCUCGACAUAUUCACCAUAAGAGAAGUGAUCGGAACUGUCAAUAACUUA